Molecule: messenger RNA, 1164 nt
Organism: Acaulospora colombiana
Lineage: Eukaryota; Fungi; Glomeromycota; Glomeromycetes; Diversisporales; Acaulosporaceae
Source: the annotation of a GenBank genome assembly
AUGCGCCGUCUUUCUCCCCGUGUCAAUGUCAUCCCCGUCAUUGGCAAAGCAGAUACCUUGACCCCUAGUGAGCUCAAGACUUUCAAGAAGCGCAUCAUGGAAGACAUUGAACACUACGAUAUCCCCAUCUACAACUUCCCCUACGAUGUUGAGGAAGAUGAUGAGGAGACGAUCAUGGAUAACAGCGAAUUGAGGGCAUUGCUCCCAUUCGCCAUCAUUGGUUCUGAGGAGGAAGUCGAGGUUGAUGGCGAGCUCAUCCGUGCUCGUGUCUACCCAUGGGGCUUGGCAGAGGUCGACAACCCCAAGCACUCUGACUUCAGCAGACUCCGCUCUGCACUCUUGAACUCGCACCUCACCGAUCUCAAGUCGCUGACCCACGACGUCUUGUACGAAACUUAUCAUCCUAAUUCCGAUCUUAGCGACUCCUCCAUCUUGCCCGAGGAUCUCGCUACCCAGAGUGUCCGCCUUAAGGAAGAGCAACUCCGUCGUGAGGAAGAGAAGUUGCGCGAAAUUGAACUCAAGGUUCAACGAGAGAUCAACGAGAAGAGGCAAGAGCUUCUGGCGAAGGAGGAAUCUCUCAGCUCUGAUCAUUCCCUAGCUCUUGACCCCUCGGUUAUUUGCACGGCGUGCACGGACAAUGGCCAGAACCCUCCGGUUGACGGUCAAUCCGCCUCCCUCACGUCGUCCAACAACUUCCUCAACUUCUGUGCCGGAAAGACCCUCACGAACGGCCAGCAAAUCACUGGCGGAAGUUGUAACGGAGUUGUUAUGGGAGAGAUCAUUCCGCAAAACAAUAUGCCAGCCGCAAAGAUUACGUUCCCCACCAACGGCGGUACAUUCCCCGCGGACCAAUCCUUCCAGUUCAAGAUGUCCAUCCAGAACAUGAUUACUGGUAAUUUCGUCAAUGCCCAGACCAACUAUUACGGUGCCCCACAAUUCCUGCAAGGCAAUACCGUUGUUGGACAUUCCCACGUUACGGUUCAGCUGUUGCCUGAUAUCAAGUCCACCGAGCCACUAGACCCUACCACCUUUGCGUUCUUCAAGGGCAUCAAUACCCGUGACCAAGGUGGUGUUCUUACCGUCGAUGUUACGAACGGACUUCCCGCUGGCGCAUAUCGUUUCUGCACCGUACGUUCACGUAUCAAGUACAAGUUUCUUCGCUAA